Herpailurus yagouaroundi (jaguarundi) is the source of this 2682-nucleotide messenger RNA. RefSeq names its product DENN domain containing 2D (gene DENND2D). The transcript has 12 exons. The record is from RefSeq and is a predicted model, not a curated record. Gene Ontology annotation, cellular component: cytosol; nucleoplasm. NCBI's taxonomy places the organism in Eukaryota, Metazoa, Chordata, Mammalia, Carnivora, Felidae. The coding region runs from base 405 to 2240 and encodes 611 amino acids.
GGUGAGAGAUGCAUCGCUGUAGAUCAUCCUGAAGUAUCAGGAACUCUCCAGCUCAGAGAUGGAUUUGUUCUCUAUUUUACCUCCAGGAGAGGAGGCUUUUACGUUCGUAUCAAUUUCCAGAACUCUCUCAUGCUAGAACGGUUUUUUUCCAUUUAGAGAAUUAAUGGACUGGGUCUAUUUAUCUUAAUCAAGGGAGGCAGUGGUAUGCUGGCUGUGGGGAAUAUUUGGUCCUAUCCUCUUGCUUGCAGUCCUGAAGUCCUGGAAACUCCUGAAUGCAGCAUGGGGCCUUGCAGGGGUUUGGGGCGGUAGCGGACCAAGUUGAGAUGUGAAAGGUCAGGAGUCAAAGUUACGGGGAUAUAAGAUCCCUGUCCUGGGGCUGGUGAAGUUCCAGUGCCCACAGUCUGAUGCUCUUAGGCAUUCUUCACUGUCCCGAAGUUGUAAAUAAACCCGUUGCACAAUCCGCAGCCCAGAAUUCACAGCCCUUAGCCCAGAAAGCAGCUGGGCCUUGGAGGUGUUUGCUCACGACCUUUUCUCUCGCCACACCCUGGGGCUCUUGGGAGGAGCUGAGGUCUGAGCUGCAGUGCCAGGAUGCUGCCUCUGUUGGUGCGGGCCUUCUGCUGCCUUCCUGGGUCCCGUCACAUCCUUCUUGCUCAGCCAUUGGGUGCUCAGCAUGGAAACUGCCGUCCCCUGUUUGGAAGGCAGCACAUGGCUUGGCUUCACGGAGUUGUGGUUGGAGACUGAAGCGGCCCCUCUCUCAGACUCUCUGUAGCCGGUCUGUAGGAGGAAAGGGAAGCACUCCAAUGCCCUGCAGGUUCGAGAAGAUGGAAGGACAAGUGGUAGGCACGAUGCUCAGGCUGUUCCGCAAUCGGCUGCCCCGACUCCGAGCAGGAAGUCGCCAGGACAACCUGAGGGAAGCUGCGAAGGAACCAGAAAGGGCCCCGGAGCACUGUCUGUCCACCUUUGCUGGAGGGCAGCACUUCUUUGAAUACCUCUUCGUGGUUUCCCUCAAAAAAAAGAGUUCAGGGCAUGACUAUGAGCCCACCAUCACCUACCAGUUUCCCAAGCGAGAGAACCUGCUCCGGGGCCAGCAGGAGGAGGAGGAACGGCUGCUCAGUGCCAUCCCCUUGUUCUGCUUCCCAGAUGGGAAUGAGUGGGCACCACUCACUGAGUACCCCAGGGAGACCUUUUCCUUCGUUCUGACCAACGUGGAUGGGAGCAGGAAGAUUGGAUACUGCAGGCGCCUCUUGCCCGCCGGCCGUGGCCCUCGCCUUCCCAAGGUUUACUGCAUCAUCAGCUGCAUCGGCUGCUUCGGCCUGUUCUCCAAGAUCCUGGAUGAGGUGGAGAAGAGGCACCAGAUCUCCGUGGCCGUCAUUUACCCGUUCAUGCAGGGCCUCCGAGAGGCGGCCUUCCCUGCCCCCGGGAAGACUGUCACCCUCAAGAGCUUCAUCCCCGACUCGGGCACUGAGUUCAUCUCCCUGACACGGCCCCUGGACUCCCACCUAGAACACGUGGAUUUUAGAUCUCUGUUGCGCUGUCUCCGUUUUGAGCAGAUCCUUCAGAUAUUUGCCUCUGCAGUGCUGGAGAGAAGAAUCAUCUUCCUGGCAGAAGAUCUCAGCACCCUGUCUCAGUGCAUCCACGCUGCCGCCGCGCUGCUCUACCCCUUCAGCUGGGCGCACACCUACAUCCCCGUUGUCCCCGAGAGCCUUUUGGACACUGUCUGCUGCCCCACUCCCUUCAUGGUCGGAGUACAAAUGCGCUUUCAGCAGCAGGUUAUGGAUAGCCCCAUGGAAGAGGUCCUAUUGGUGAAUCUUUGUGAAGGAACCUUCUUAAUGUCAGUUGGUGAUGAAAAAGAUAUCCUACCACCCAAGCUUCAGGAUGACAUCUUAGAGUCUCUUGGCCAGGGGAUCAAUGAGUUCGAGACAGCUUCCGAACAGCUCAACGAGCAUGUUUCGGGCCCAUUUGUGCAGUUCUUUGUCAAGACCGUGGGCCACUAUGCUUCCUACAUCAAGCGGGAGGCAAACGGGCAAGGCCGCUUCCAAGAACGGGCCUUCUAUAAGGCUCUGACCUCCAAGACCAACCGCCGAUUUGUGAAGAAGUUUGUGAAGACACAGCUCUUCUCCCUUUUCAUCCAGGAAGCUGAGAAGAGCAAGCACCCUCCUGCAGGCUACUUCCAACAGAAGAUACUUGAAUACGAGGAACAGAAGAAACAGAAGAAAUCAAGGGAAAAGACUGUGAAAUAAGAGCUGUGGUCAAAAGCGGGGGGCUGGACUCACGGGUCAGUUUUGGACUUUGGCCCCUGCCAGCACGGUGGGAUUGGCAAAGCUCGCGGCCCCCAGAACCCACGGCCUUCUUCUGAGUCCUGGUAACCAGGUCUGGCGUCAAGCUGGUGUCUUGGGUUUGGGAUCCCUGGAAUCAGCUUUCCCAGGACCUUGGAAGGCUCGGACCUCCGUGCUCACGGAGCUGGGCUCAAAGCUACAUUUUCUGCGCAGGUGACACAGCACAGUAGCACAGGUGCUGUGGAGCCUUAGAAGUUGCUGUGAAUGCCCUCUUCCAGGAACCACUAUGAUGAAGUCCUCAACAGGGAAAGUACUUGUGGCCCAAAGGCUCAGUCUCUCCACGUAAAAAAGAGGUCUGUGGACAUAGGAAGAUAAGAAUAAAGAUGAAAGUCUUGUUUACGUGUUA